CGCCCCAACUGGCAAUGUCACCAACAUCACAUUCACCAUUUCCACCGCCAUUCGGUGGCGUACCUUAUAGCCAAUUGGAAAUGCUCGAGGCAACUCAUCGUGGCCUACACAAAUUUAAUCCACGUCAUCACGAUGAAAUCGAUAUCGAAAUCGGCGAUCCGAUUUAUGUGCAGAAAGAGGCGGACGAUUUAUGGUGCGAGGGUGUCAAUUUACGUACAGGCCGACAAGGCAUAUUCCCAUCGGCAUAUGCUGUCGAUUUGGAAUACAAUGAUUUCGAUCCGAAUGCACAAAAAGUGAAAAAAGAGCGGUAUUUGCUCGGUUAUAUGGGUUCAGUUGAGACAACCGCACACAAAGGUACCGGCGUUGUUUGCCAGGCCGUGCGGAAAAUUGUCGGCGAAUGUGGCGAAUCGCCAAGCAUUCAAGUUUGCAUUUUGGAAAUAUCAGACCAGGGAUUACGUAUGGUUGAACGCGCAUCAUCAUCAUCAUCUAGCAAGGAUAAGAAGGGACCAUGCAUUGAUUACUUUUAUUCGCUCAAAAAUGUCUCAUUCUGUGCAUUUCAUCCACGAGAUCAUCGCUAUAUUGGAUUCAUCACAAAGCAUCCGACAAUACAACGUUUUGCGUGUCAUGUUUUUAAGGGACAAGAAUCAACAAGACCAGUAGCAGAGGCCGUAGGCCGUGCAUUUCAACAUUUCUAUCAGAAGUUUAUCGAAACGGCUUAUCCUAUCGAAGAUAUUUAUAUUGAGUAAAUGUGAAAAGAAUGUGACUGUCGUAACUAUAUCACUUUCACAAGUUUCAAUAGUUUAAUACUUACAUGGAACGACACAAGUAGCCAAAAGAGAAACAAAACAAAACAA
Molecule: messenger RNA, 854 nt
Organism: Sitodiplosis mosellana (orange wheat blossom midge)
Lineage: Eukaryota; Metazoa; Arthropoda; Insecta; Diptera; Cecidomyiidae
Product: JNK-interacting protein 1-like
Exons: 3
Coding region: 15-746 (243 amino acids)
Biological process (GO): regulation of JNK cascade
Cellular component (GO): cytoplasm
Molecular function (GO): protein binding
Source: RefSeq, a predicted model, not a curated record